Molecule: messenger RNA, 1110 nt
Organism: Penicillium odoratum
Lineage: Eukaryota; Fungi; Ascomycota; Eurotiomycetes; Eurotiales; Aspergillaceae
Product: cAMP-dependent protein kinase
Exons: 4
Coding region: 1-1110 (369 amino acids)
Biological process (GO): peptidyl-serine phosphorylation
Cellular component (GO): nucleus; cAMP-dependent protein kinase complex
Molecular function (GO): cAMP-dependent protein kinase activity; ATP binding
Source: RefSeq, a predicted model, not a curated record
AUGCGGACCCACGAUCUCCACCAGACGGAGAAGAAGCUGGUCCAGGCCUUCCGCGCUCCGGCUCGAGCCUUGAACCCGUUCGUAAUCACCGAGCGCCAGGACGAAAAACCCCUGUGUAUCUCCUCAAGAAAGUUGCAGGUCAAUGAUUUUGCUCUUUUGAAGACUCUUGGCACUGGUACUUUCGCCCGAGUAUGGCUCGCAAGAUUGAAGGACCAGAAGGACAAGAAUAAAGUCUACGCAUUGAAGAUACUUCGCAAAGCCGAUGUCAUCAAGCUGAAACAGGUGGAACAUGUACGCAACGAGCGCAAGACUCUUGCGGCGGUUGUCGACCACCCUUUUAUCACAACCUUGGUGGCAUCCUUUUCGGAUGAACAAAAUCUUUAUAUGUUGUUGGAAUUUUGCCCCGGAGGCGAGAUUUUUACUUAUCUCCGACGAUCACGCCGGUUCAACGAAGAGACAUCGAGGAUUUAUGCCGCCGAAAUAACCAUGACGAUCGAAUUCCUGCAUGAUGUUCAUGGUGUCGCUUACCGCGACUUGAAGCCAGAGAACAUUCUCCUUGACGUGGACGGCCAUAUCAAACUCGUGGACUUUGGCUUUGCAAAGCAAGUGGACAAUCGCGAGACAUAUACUCUGUGUGGAACCCCCGAAUAUCUAGCCCCGGAAGUCAUUCAUAACAGUGGACAUGGACUUGCAGUGGACUGGUGGGCUCUGGGGAUCCUAAUCUACGAAUUCUUGGUGGGACAGCCUCCAUUCUGGGAUCAAAAUCCUAUGCGCAUCUAUGAACAAAUUGUGGAAGGCCGACUACGUUUCCCACCAAAUAUGCCACCAGCAGCUCAGAAUAUCGUCUCCCUACUGUGCAAAACAAACCCCUCGGAACGACUGGGGCAUAUCUCUGGUGGCUCAACGCGCGUGAAAUCCCACCCGUUCUUCGCAGGUGUUGCAUGGGAUGAUCUCUUCUACAAACGUGUCAAGGGACCGAUUAUUCCCCGAGUAUCUCACGCCGCCGACGCCGGUAACUUCGAAGAUUACCCAGACAUCGAUACAAAAAACCAAAAUAUCUACACUGAAGACCUGAAGAAGAAAUUCGAGCCUCUGUUCAGUGAUUUCUGA